AUGGUUUCCCUGAAGCUGCAGAAGCGGCUCGCCUCGAGCGUGCUCAAGUGCGGCAAGGGCAAGGUCUGGCUCGACCCCAAUGAGGUCAACGAGAUCUCCAUGGCCAACUCUCGCCAGAACAUUCGUAAGUUGGUUAAGGAUGGGUUCAUCAUCAGGAAUCCCCAAAAGAUCCACUCAAGGUCCCGUGCACGCAGAGCCCAUGAGGCAAAACAGAAGGGCCGUCAUUCUGGAUAUGGUAAGCGCAGGGGUACCAGGGAGGCUAGGCUUCCCACCAAGAUUCUGUGGAUGAGGAGGAUGCGCGUGCUCAGGCGGCUGCUCUGCAAGUACCGUGAAGCAAAGAAGAUCGACAAGCACAUGUACUUGAAGGUCAAGGGUAACAUGUUCAAGAACAAGCUUGUGCUUAUGGAAAGCAUUCGCAAGUCAAAGGGUGAGAAGGCAAGAGAGAAGACGCUCUCUGACCAGUUUGAGGCUAAGCGAGUAAGCGUGCCAAGAGCAAGGCAAGCCGUGAAAGGAAGAUUGCCAGGAGGGAGGAGAGGCUUGCUCAGGGCCCAAGGGACCACUCCGCACCUGCUGCAGCAGCAGCAGCUCCUGCCCAACCUGCAGCGGCACCAAAGAAGGCAAAGAAGUGAAGAUCUGACGAUUAAGCGUUCUGUUUACUGGGUGAAAUCAGUUUGUUCUUAG
Molecule: messenger RNA, 681 nt
Organism: Triticum turgidum subsp. durum (durum wheat)
Lineage: Eukaryota; Viridiplantae; Streptophyta; Magnoliopsida; Poales; Poaceae
Source: the annotation of a GenBank genome assembly